Guillardia theta CCMP2712 is the source of this 1989-nucleotide messenger RNA. RefSeq lists its product as hypothetical. Gene Ontology annotation, molecular function: protein binding. The record is from RefSeq and is a predicted model, not a curated record. Bases 1 to 1989 code for a protein of 662 amino acids. The transcript has 10 exons. Lineage: Eukaryota; Cryptophyceae; Pyrenomonadales; Geminigeraceae.
AUGGCUCUGCGGCUCCUGAUAGAGAUGGGGGUGACAUCCAUGCUGUCCGAUGGGAGCGAUCUAUGCAGGCCGCAAGGAUCCAUGGUCCCACGGCUGAUGAAGCUCGCCGGCUCUGAGCAAUACCGGCUAUCACAGCAUAGGUCUCUGAACCUCAGAGGAGGGAAGGGUCUUGGUAGAGUUACAGAGGAGAUGCAGGAGACGCUUCGAUGGUCUCAGAGGUACAAAUCUGACCAGUUAGUGAUACAAGAUGAAGGGAAAUCUGCUUUUCACGGAGAAAUUCCAAACUUCUACAUGUAUGACGGGGCACCAGAAACUGCCUGGAGCGUUCGCACAGACAAUCCGCUCCCUCCUCGCCGCAGCUACUUCGAGGUGUCGUUUGAACAGGAGCACAUCAAGAAAGGCGAAAUUCUAGAGGAGGGAUCCAAUGCUGUCGGGCUGGUCAGCAAACAUGUCGAUACCUUCGACGGUCUGUGGUGGGAGGACAGUAGACAGAACCACACUUGGGCCUUGCAUGAUAGCGAGAUGGAGAGCUAUGGGUGGAUCUCAGAUCCUUACAGGAGGCAAGAACGAUGGGCGCAGGAUGCUAGCUUUGGAUGCCAGGAUCGGGUUGGGAUCCUGGUUGACCCGGAAAAUCAUUCUGCAUCCAUCUUCUUGAAUGGGAAGUACCUCGGAACUCCUUUCUACGACCUGCCCGACGAGGUCUACCCCUUCGCAAGCUUCUCAGCUGAGAACAUCAAGUGUACCAUCUUCAGCGCUCCUGUGCCCGACACGAGCUCCCGGCAUGGUAGAGGGCAGCUGCAAGAUCAUCGGGCACGGCAAACGGGGAUGUACCGGGUUGUGCAACCUCACAAAGUUCCUCCCCCUCGAAGGUACAGGCAGUUGGUGCCGAAUGAGACAGAGAAGCAGUUGUUUCAUGCGGAGGGGAUAGAGUUCAUGGAAAACUAUACAGGAGCUCGACAGGUCCUGGACGGGCUCCAGAAAGUGAGGAGGAUGAGGUACAUGAAGCUGAUGAAUGCAACGAACGCGACGAGUGUGACAAAAAUCGUGAACGGGACGGAAGACAUGUACUUGGACGGUGACAAGUUCAAGGCCUUGAUCCACAAGAGCAAGACAGGAACAAAGUUCGACAUCGGGUUCGGCAUCUACAAGUGGCAGCGGAGGGAACCCUACGGGUCGGUGCUGAGUAGGUUCCAAGACGACAAUCAGGAGUUCAUGAAAGAGGCGGAGAUCACGAAGACGUGGAAUCAGGAGGAUACGGUUUUCGUGCCUCGAACUUGCUCGCACGAGUUGUGGGGCUACAACAAGAGCCUGACGGUACUGUGGGGGAGGUGGCACCUUCGCAAGGAGACGUGGGGUUCAAUCAGGGGAGUGACUUUGCUCAGUGAAGCUCCUGCGUUCAUGUACUUCACAUUCGAGGUGUGGGGCUCGUGGAAGUUUGCACAGUGCAACCUUCGGUGUGCGCAUGGUGGAGUUGUCCAAACGGACUACUCUGCCAAGGUUGUGUUCGAGGAUUGCGAUGUUAGCGGAGACGGGAAGCAUUCUCGACAAGCCCAGCGGCUCAUCCGAGCCAAGACCAACAGCAGCAUGUCUUUGUCAGGUUGCAGCUUGCAUCACGCCGGAAAGCAUGCAGUCACAGCGGCCAUUUCGAUCUGGAAUGGUGCUACUUGUUCGAUGCAGAGGUCCCAGGACGGGAAAAGUCGGUCGACGGUACACUCUGUGGAGAUUGCGGUGCAGUUGCUGCACGCGGGAUCGAUACAGAUUGAAAGCUCGAGGAUCGGACUUUGCGGGGCCUCCACCUUCCUCUACGGACCCUCUCCCUCCGAGGAGGACUUGAAUUUGAAUGCCUCUCACAUGCCGCUUGACAUGACAGGAGAGCUCGAGUAUUUGAUGGAAGACUUGGAAGUCAUGGGAUGCCAGUACAACGGUCCCGAGACCCACAACUGCUGCGAGUACAUGGCGCCGGAUCCUGUCUGGGAUGAACACAAGUGA